Molecule: messenger RNA, 366 nt
Organism: Ostreobium quekettii
Lineage: Eukaryota; Viridiplantae; Chlorophyta; Ulvophyceae; Bryopsidales; Ostreobiaceae
Source: the annotation of a GenBank genome assembly
AUGAAUGAGUUGCAAUGGGCUGAGGCAUGGGAACACGCUGAGACAGCCGUGCAGGCAGAUAACCAGCUGCGUGUCUGGUGGUUCAACCAGUCAGACUUGCAGACAGGCCUGCUGUAUGAGUGUGAAACUGGCGAGGUCAAGUUGAAGCAUCCUGUUGGUUUGAUUCAAAUGGCGGAUACCCCGCAUGUAAUGCCCUGCAAGGACUUGCCCCAAGAGCAGCAAGACUGCAUAAACGGCCUGCACACAAGUGCGACCGAGAACUACAACAAGCCUGGCCACCCGGGGUGGGAGGUGUACCCCUUCGACUCUGUCGAAUUUAAAACGGUCUGCUCCCGGGCUGGAGUCACAAUGUCGCCAAUCUCGUAG